Messenger RNA from Sturnus vulgaris (Common starling), 2238 nucleotides. RefSeq names its product ubiquitin conjugating enzyme E2 QL1 (gene UBE2QL1). The record is from RefSeq and is a predicted model, not a curated record. NCBI's taxonomy places the organism in Eukaryota, Metazoa, Chordata, Aves, Passeriformes, Sturnidae.
CUUCGCCGCUCGCCCGCUAACAGCAAAGCCGCCGAGCCGAGCUCUAAAUUGAUAAUAACCGCGCUAGAGCCCCACCGGUGCUCAGAGGCGGGAGGGAUCGCAGAGCCGCGCACAACAUGGCCACUCUGCUGCGGAAAAUCGGGCUGAUCCGGCUGCACAGCCGGGACACGGAGGACCCCAAGCACCACCACCACCACCGCAGCAGCAGCCAGCAGGGCUCCUCACUCCGCGGCAGGGGCAACCAGAAGAACAGCAGCAACAAGCCGCAGCCGCAGGGCCCCCCCGGGGGCGGCUGCAGCAGCAGCAGCAGCGAGGGCAGCCCCGGGGGCCACAAGAACAAGAAGGCGCCGGAGCCGGCCAAGCAGCCCCCGCAGCAGGCGCGCUCGGGAGUCGGCCGGGAGAAGCCGCGGGAGGUGGGCAGGGAGCCCGGCGCCGGCAAGGAGGCAGCGCCGCGGCCCGGCCCCGGCUCCGGUCCCGGGUGCGGGUCGGGGCCGGCGGCGCUGGUACCCGCGGGCCGGCAGCAGCACUGCACGCAGGUGCGGACCCGGCGGCUGAUGAAGGAGCUGCAGGACAUCGCGCGGCUCAGCGACCGCUUCAUCUCGGUGGAGCUGGUGGACGAGAGCCUCUUCGACUGGAACGUGAAGCUGCACCAAGUGGACAAGGACUCGGUGCUGUGGCAGGACAUGAAGGAGACCAACACGGAGUACAUCCUGCUCAACCUCACCUUCCCCGACAACUUCCCCUUCUCGCCGCCCUUCAUGAGGGUGCUUAGCCCCCGCCUGGAGAACGGCUACGUCCUGGACGGCGGGGCCAUCUGCAUGGAGCUGCUCACCCCCCGCGGCUGGUCCAGCGCCUACACCGUGGAGGCAGUCAUGAGGCAGUUCGCCGCCAGCCUGGUCAAGGGGCAGGGCCGUAUCUGCAGAAAAGCUGGCAAAUCAAAAAAGUCAUUCAGUCGAAAGGAAGCUGAAGCAACAUUUAAGAGUUUGGUGAAGACCCAUGAAAAAUAUGGGUGGGUCACCCCACCCGUCUCUGAUGGCUGAUGUUAGCAACCUGCACUUGACAAAAAUGCUGAACAAAAGUACUGUGACAUCUCCUCAGUGCUGUACACCGCCCAUCCUUUUCUACUUCAGCUUCAGUUACAUACCAUGAAUGUCAAGGAGACAUCUAAGUUAUUUAUGAACAGAUGUGUUUACAGAGGGAGAGAAAAAAAAAUGCUGUGUAGGAUUAUAUUUCAAGACUGGAGAAUGGUCAUCAUUGAAGUCACUUGAGCGGAUGCUGAGAUUGCGUCAUUUGCCCCCAUACAGCCCACAUUGUCUUCAGCUUCUUUCCAUGACAGCAGCACCAAACAGCAGUACUGGAAAGUCUAUCCAUUACUGCUCAGUUCAUUUAAAUGUAAAUGAAACAGUUAAUAUUUAAUAGGGAAGCAGUGCAUUGCAGGUACAUGUUUGCUGUGCUGUUUAUCUUUGUCUCCUAGCAGGUCAACAUAACUUGAAGAUUUGUCUUUAUGUGGAACUGUGGUCUGCUGUGACUAAAUUUAGACCUCAUUUGUGCUCUAUAUAUGACCUUUAAUUCAUAAAUGAAACCAGAAUUAAAAUGCUGAAAGGUCCUAGUGUUGAAAAAUUAUUAAGUGGAAUCACCCAACCGGUUACAAUGUGCUCUCUGUGCUGAUAUUGUGAUGUGCUGUUCAGAAAUAAACCAGUGCAGUUAGCUGAAGGUUAGGUGGCUUUUUAAAACACAUCGACACCAGGGCUCAAAGGGGUUGGUUGGUGGUAGCAGAACAAUGAUUACCCUGCUGGUACCUUCUGCAGUAGCAUGUGGCCUGUCAGUCCUUCAAAACAGCAAAACAAAUGAGUGGAAAUGGACAAAGCAACCUUUAAAUUUUAUCUGUUUAAUUUUGAAAUGAUAUGCCAGUAAAAAGAGUAAAAAUUUUCAAGUCAAAUGGAACAUGGUUUGUAAGAUGAUUUGCAUGACUGGAAUUUUUUUAUUUUCACUCAAUAGACAUUGUAUGUACUUAGAGCCCAGUAUCUGAGAAAACCCACUGAUGUAUAUAAAUGUCCUAUUAUUUAAUCAUUAAAAUUUAAGUUUUCUGGUAAACAAAUUGAAAAAAACAAUUUUCUAAGGGACUCCAUAAAAGCUGAAGGUAAUGUUAAGAAUGGUAUAGAAAAGCAUUUUAAAAUGUGGAUUCCGAAUGGAAAAUCGUAUUGGACACGUGCUGAAUAAAAUCACCAGUAUCGUUUC